Silurus meridionalis is the source of this 1243-nucleotide messenger RNA. RefSeq names its product caspase-6-like. Gene Ontology annotation, cellular component: cytoplasm. The record is from RefSeq and is a predicted model, not a curated record. NCBI's taxonomy places the organism in Eukaryota, Metazoa, Chordata, Actinopteri, Siluriformes, Siluridae. The transcript has 5 exons. The coding region runs from base 439 to 1077 and encodes 212 amino acids. Gene Ontology annotation, biological process: apoptotic process; proteolysis.
CACUACUACAGUAGAUUGGUACAGUGAUGUACUGAAACAUAUAUUUACUUACAGUAUACUGUGGUACAGUAUAUAGUAUGUCAUACAGUAAUUGCUGUCAAUAUUUAUAUACUGUAAUAUAAUGUCAAAAAAGGUAAUUACCUGUUCGCUUCUCUAAAUCUUCGGAUUAUGGUGGACACAGUGAAUCUACUGAUGUUUGGUUGUACCCUUUGUCCAGCCUCCCUCAUGCUCACACCAUGGACAAGAACAUGGUCAGAAGAACUGAGCAUUUGGUUCCGACAAUAGGGAUUAGUGUUUUAGCAAUUGAGAAAAACUGUAAUGUAACUUCAAUGUUAGACUUCCACUACAAAAAAGUAAAUUGGAUUUUUUAAAUAUGGAGCAACUACAGGAAGUGUUUACAUUUGAUUUAUUGUGUUUGAAGCACCUCUAAGAGAGACAAUGUCUGGGACAAGUGUGCAAAGUGAAAGCAAACUUGACGAGUACAAGAUGAACCAGAAGAGGCGUGGCUUGGCACUAAUCUUCAACCAAAAAACUUUUGAAAAAUCUGAACGUUUAUCAGAGCGCAGAGGUACCGAUAUAGACAGAGACAACCUCACACAAAGAUUUCCAGAAUUAGGGUUUGAAGUACAAUCUUACAAUGACAAAAAAGUGGCAGUGGUGCAAGAGAAACUACGUGAAGCUGCUGCAGCCAACCACAAAAAUGCGGAUUGCUUUGUCUGCAUAUUCCUAUCUCAUGGGAAAGAAGGGAAAAUUGAAGCAUUUGAUAAUCAGAUUGAAAUUAAGGAAAUAACAGAUUUAUUCAGAGGGGAUGAGUGUAAGAGCCUUGUUGGGACGUCCAAGAUCUUCAUCUUUCAGAAUGUAGCUGAAAAUAUGAAAGACGUGACAGCAGUGCAGGGGAAUGCAUUAGAUGAGUUGGACGCUGCUGAUCCAAGAGAAGAGUCAGAAAAGGUAAUUUAUAAAAAUCAUAUUCUGAUUAAUUAUUCCCAAAAUGUUGCAGGUACUUGGCAUUGUUUCAGUAAGUUUUUAUCAGAAGGUAUUGUCUCUUUAGUCACUGGGAGGGAUUCACUGCAAGGGUGAACACUGUGAACUGCUCCUUGCACUGAAACCAUGUCUUGAGAUCAAAAUGACUGAGAUUUUAUGUGCAGUUUAGGUGCUGUGAUUAGGAUUGAGUAAGUCUGCGUGUAUGACUGAGAACUGUUUUAUGAGAACACUGUGUCUAAUAAGGACAUUCAUGGACUAUCAU